Molecule: messenger RNA, 1959 nt
Organism: Eublepharis macularius
Lineage: Eukaryota; Metazoa; Chordata; Lepidosauria; Squamata; Eublepharidae
Gene: GPR68
Product: G protein-coupled receptor 68
Exons: 2
Coding region: 194-1297 (367 amino acids)
Biological process (GO): G protein-coupled receptor signaling pathway; cellular response to pH
Cellular component (GO): membrane
Molecular function (GO): G protein-coupled receptor activity
Source: RefSeq, a predicted model, not a curated record
AGCAAGAGGGUAAGAAACUCUUGGUGGCUUCGCAGACAGUGGAUGUAUACAUCUCGUCCUUCCAGAAGACGUCGUCUGCUUUGGAUGUCUACAAGUAGCAAGACUCCUGUGAAGAAAACACAGAAAUAAUGAAAUGGUAGAUUAAAAUUUAUGCCUACCUUCUUAGGAUCAUUGGGACUGCUGACUGCGGAAGAUGGAGAACCUUUCAGAGGAUGUGAUAGAAAACAGUACUGUGAAUUGCACCAUUGAUCACAGAAUACAUCAGGUAUUAUCACCUGUGGUAUACAUACUUGUCUUUGUGGUAGGACUCCCAGCCAACUGUCUUUCACUGUACUAUGCCUACUUGCAGGUUAAGGUCAAGAAUGAACUGGGAAUCUAUCUUUGCAACUUGACUGUAGCAGACCUGCUUUACAUCUUUUCCCUGCCCUUUUGGCUCCAGUAUGUCCUACAGCAUGACAACUGGACCUAUAACGAACUCCUAUGCAAAAUUUGUGGAAUCCUCUUGUAUGAAAAUAUUUAUAUUAGUGUGGGUUUCCUCUGCUGCAUUUCAAUUGACCGUUACCUAGCUGUGGUGCACCCUUUUCGCUUCUAUCAAUGUCGCACAAUGAAGGCUGCUGUUGUGGUGAGCAUUGUCAUCUGGACCAAGGAAAUUCUGACAUGUUGUUUGGUUUUUAAGCACGGUGAAGUGAGUAAAGACUUGGAGAGCCAUGUGGUGUGUUUUGAGCAUUAUCCCAUCAAAACCUGGGAACACAACAUCAAUUAUUACCGUUUUGCUGCUGGAUUCAUAUUCCCAUUUUCUUUGCUACUUUUUUCUUAUUAUGGCAUUUUGAGAGUUGUACGCAAGAGUCAUGGCACUCAGAAGAAGAAGAAGAUUCAAAUUAAACGUCUGGUUUCAAGCACGAUUGUUAUUUUCUUGGUUUGCUUUGGGCCGUAUCAUAUUCUAUUGUUGGUGCGUAGCCUCUUUGAGAAGAACUGUGAGUUUGCUGCAACAAUCUUUAACAUCUACCAUUUUUCUCUCUUGUUAACAACUUUCAACUGUGUUGCAGACCCAGUAUUGUAUUGCUUUUGCAGUGAGAGCACCUACCAGGACUUUGCCAAAAUAGGAGACACCUGUUUAAGGUGCCUAAGAUGUACGCAGAUAGAAACAAAGGAAUCUUACCAGCUGAACACUCCAGAAACCUUCAGAAAAAUUAAAAAACAGGCUGAGCAGCAGCCAGAGUUGCUAAAUAAAACACAUGUUGUUCAUGAAAUGGAAGAAACAUCAAUCAACACUUUUCCAAAAGGAAAAGAGAUCUAAUAUCUCCAUGCAUGUAUUUGGUCACUUCUCUUUUUGGUACAUAACUGUAUGGGAAUCAUUUGUUGUACUCUGUAAAGGGAUCUAUAGUUUAAAAAAUAUAAUAAACUAGGCAAAGCUAAUUUUUUUUCCACGUGGAAAAUUCCCUAGUUCCUCCAUAGUCAUUCAGAGCUUUAUCACAGGGCUGGGCAAUUAUACAAACAAGUCACCCUUUGCAGUUCAGUAUCAUCCUAUAUAUACAGUAUCUCUAAUCAGGGAAGCAAGCUAUUUUAUCUGAGGAGGGGCUUGAGGAAAUAAAAAUAUUCAGUAUUGUAGAUUUUAAGUGUGCUGGUGAGUCAAGCCAAAGGUCUACCCAGUCUGACAUCCUGUUUUCUACAGUGCUGAGGUGCCCACAGAAGAGCACAUGGGCCAGAGCCGUCUCCUAUUGUUGCUCUGCAGCAACUGGUAUUCUGAGAUCCACUGCUUCUGAACAAAGAUGGGCCAUUUAUGUGACACUGACCCUACGUCCUUUUUAUCACAUUUCAGAAACCAAUUAAAAUUAGAGUACUUAGUAUUGUCCAGUAACAAAGACCUAGUUGGGAGAAUUCAGAGCAUCAAUUCUGUACCAUAACACAUGCAUGUUCCUUCAGAUGUAAUAGUUUCUUUGUGGACAACUGAACAAAUAA